AUGAGUCUCCUCCCCACCCCCAACCCCCACCUCCUCCCUAAAACCCUCUACAUCUACAGCGACGUCCCGCCAACACUCACACGCCCACCCUCCCCCCUCCCCACCCUGCAAGACCUCGAGCAGGCCGUCAACGACAGCAUCGGCGAUAUCGACCACAACACCGACGAGAUGGAGGCCUUCCUCACCCGCCCGCAGCCGUACUCGGUUGAGGAGAAGGGGCGUGCUGCGGUGUUGCUGAACACGGCUGAGAAGGAGGUUGAGGUGGUUAAUACGCAUAGGGGUGUGUGUGCGCUGCUGAGGGGCAGUGGGGUAGAUGAGGGGAGGCUGGCGGUGUUGGAACAGAGGUUGGAGGAUGCGGCAAGCGAUAGUGCGGAGGUGGCUUGGGAGCUAUUGGCAUUAGUGAAGGAGUAG
This is a messenger RNA of Morchella sextelata, 411 nucleotides long. RefSeq lists its product as uncharacterized. The record is from RefSeq and is a predicted model, not a curated record. Lineage: Eukaryota; Fungi; Ascomycota; Pezizomycetes; Pezizales; Morchellaceae. The transcript has a single exon. Bases 1 to 411 code for a protein of 136 amino acids.